Closterium sp. NIES-65 is the source of this 690-nucleotide messenger RNA. Lineage: Eukaryota; Viridiplantae; Streptophyta; Zygnematophyceae; Desmidiales; Closteriaceae. The record is from the annotation of a GenBank genome assembly.
AUGCGGCUUUUCCAACGUCGUAACGUGUUUGGCUCUCCCCCCACAUUCCCUCCCCCUCACCUCCCCCUCUCUCGCCCCCCCCGACCUUCGCACCCCAGUCCCCCAGGGUACUAUUUCCGGGCGGGCACGGGGGCCGGCAAGAGCAUGUGGCACAUCUACCUGCCGCACGGGGGGUGGUGCCGCAAUGCCAACGAGUGCGUCGGCAGGAGCAAGACGGCACUCGGCAGCAGUACAUUCUACCCCGACGAUCCCACCAACGCGACCCUCUCCCCCAAUUUCGACGGCAUUCUCAGCACUGCUGGCAGCAACCGCAGCAUUAACCCGCCAGUUCUCCUCUCUUCCUGUUCCCGUCUCCAACUUCCCUCCACCCACCGACCCUCUUCCCCAAUUUGGACGGCAUUCUUAGCAGCAACAGCUGCAUCAACCCGCCCUCCUUUCCGUUUGUUCUUCUCCUCCACUCCUCGCUCCCACUCCCGCCUUCAGACCAUCCCCUCCCCGGGUUUCAACGGCAUUCUGAGCAGCAACAGCAGCAUCAACCCGCCUUUCUACAACUGGAACCUCGUUCGUCUCAUCUACUGCGACGGUGGCGGCUACUCGGGCACGGCAGGGCGGCUGGAAAUAAACAAUGACACGGCGAUUAAUCUGGACGGGUGGAACAUCGUUCAAGCGGUGAUAGAGGGUGCGUUGUGA